AUGGCAUCAUCUGUAGUCCAGGGGGCAGGAUUCGACGAGAACCGUUUCGAUGGUCCUGUAAGCGAUAACUUCAAAUGCACGAUAUGUUUUAACGUCCUCAACGACCCGAAGAGCUGUCAGAAGAACCAACAUUACUUUUGCAACGCGUGUAUCCAUCAAUACGUUCAAGAUUACUCCCAGACUUGUCCUGAAUGUCGACAGGAAUUGACGGUGGAAACGUUGGUCACACCUCCCAGGAUUUUGUUGAAUUGUAUUUCAGAACUUCGCAUCAAGUGUGAUCACGUCAAACGAGGUUGUGCCGACCGAAUUCAACUUGGAAAACUUAAAAAUCAUCUCGAAGAAUGUGGUUUUGCUCCGGUUACGUGUGCGAAUGAUGGUUGCGACGCGGUUGUCAACAAACGAGACAGAAUUCACCACGAGACUGAACUAUGCGAGUUUCGCAGAGUGCAAUGUCAUAAUUGCGAAGAAUUGAGAAAUGAGGUGUCGAGAUUGAGCGAGAAUUUGAGUAAAACUACUGCUGAAAGGCAAGCAAAGUUGGAGGGAAAGCUAGAUCAGGUCACAACACGGCUUCAGAAUAUCGAAGGGAGUGUGUACGCGUUCAAUAUCGCACAGAGCAGUGAAAAUGCGAGACUUGUUCAGGAAAUUUUCGAGAUCAAGGAUGUUAUGAACGAUAUGUUAUAUAAACUGAGCAAUAUCAACAAUGUUGUCUGCCAAAUCCAAGCCUCGGAAAAGCAGAAGAAGCAAAAAAAUGAUGAAGAAGACGCACAGGUCGAGGACAUGACUGUUACAACACUGAAGCAACGGUGGAACGAGCCUAAAGAAGAGAAGAAAGUGGUUGAAAAGAAAACACAAGAAUUAAGAAGUAAUGAUACCUGUAAUGAGUACAAAUCUCUUGGUGAAAGCUCUGAGGGCACUACCAAGGAAAGCAUGAAGCCUCCUCUUUAUCCUAAAAUGCAGGAGUUUUGUGAAAGGGAAUCUCUGUCUGAGAACGAUGAAUCAGAUGGCGAAUCUUCGUCUGUCAAAUGUGACGAAUCUUUGACUGCUUCAGGCAGAACCGCGUACAAUAAAGAAGAAAAAACGUUGAUGGAAAACAAAACAGAUGACAGUGAUGAUCGGCAGGGUUCAACCGACACCGGAGCAAUGCAUUCCAACAAUAUAGGAUGCCAACAAAAUCCGGAGGAUUAUAUUUUAGAAGAUUUCAACCCGAAUCACUUCGCUUGUUUCGAGGGAAGCUCAACUCCUAGGAAAGGCUCGCUAUCCGCACCGCCUAGCAAUGGUGAAGGGGUUAAAUUAGGCACAAAAGUGCUGGUUUGGCUCAAAAAAGGCUAUAGAUCCACUGGAAUAGUUCGAUAUGUUGGAACUUUACCUCCGCCAAUAUCGAAGAUUUGCGUUGGAGUAGAACUCUUUUUUGGAGGUACUUUCUAG
This is a messenger RNA of Dendronephthya gigantea, 1425 nucleotides long. Its product is annotated as TNF receptor-associated factor 3-like. NCBI's taxonomy places the organism in Eukaryota, Metazoa, Cnidaria, Anthozoa, Malacalcyonacea, Nephtheidae. The record is from RefSeq and is a predicted model, not a curated record. Gene Ontology annotation, cellular component: plasma membrane signaling receptor complex. Gene Ontology annotation, molecular function: zinc ion binding. The transcript is spliced from 2 exons. Bases 1 to 1425 code for a protein of 474 amino acids. Gene Ontology annotation, biological process: positive regulation of JNK cascade; protein K63-linked ubiquitination; tumor necrosis factor-mediated signaling pathway.